AUGAAAUUCGGUGCUGCCGAAAGCGCAUCAGUCAGAGUCAAAACAGACAAAAAAGAAAAAGUUAAAGAAGUGAAGGAAGAGGAAGAGAAAGAACCUGCGUGGGGCUGUGCUUCAAGCGGCGGUGGAACAGCUACUCCACCGAGGGAUCGAGUUCUGGGGGUGACGGAGAAAAUGUAUACUUGGAUUCGCCGCUUCACUCCCGAUCACAAGAAGUCGGGAAAACUUUACCGUGCGAUCGAUGCUGUGUCCGAUAAAAUGCUUUUCUACAUUGACUCAGAAUAUGGCUACACGACCAACUGCCGUCCAUCAGAAGAGGGAAGAAUUCAGCUCUACAAGAAAAAAGGAAUACUUACCGACAUAACUCCGACAGAAGAUCCGACAUUUUUCUUCCAAUCUCGACUUGUGUUAAAAACUCCAAAAAAGUGGGACGACAAUAACGAGGAUCAGCACCGGCACCGGCGAUUUGCUCCUAAUAAUCCAGAGAAGCAGAUCCAAAAGCUGACAUACACUCUUCACUGGAUUAACGACCAAUGCUUGAUCUUUUGCCGUGAUCACGAUGAGCUGGGAAACAAGAUCAACAAGUUCAGCCGCCAGGCGCUCCAAGUUCUGGCCCUUUACACAAAACCGAAUUUCCGCCCGACAAGAUCGCCGAAAGAAAGACCACCAGAUCAGUUCCGGCCGACGCCAGCGGGUAAUCCACCAAAAAAUGAUCCCAGCAAUAUUGAUGGAGGUGUACCUGAUCCCUUUUUCGAUUUCACGACUGCUCCGCCAUCUUCGAAUGAAACAGCUUUAGAGGUCCCACCAAGCACAACGACAACUACAACAACCACGACGAUCACGACAACCACGACAACGUCAACAACCUCCACCGUUCCUCCUGAGCCCUCUACCGAGCCUCCUGCGACCAACUGUGGCCGUGGUGGUUGCCAGAGACAAGCGUCCCUUGCAACCCGCAGUCGAGCUUCAGCAGCGAAAAAUCCACUUUCACGAAGUAGCGAGCGACUUAGAAAAUUUUUUCUAUCCUGGGGAUGA
Molecule: messenger RNA, 1032 nt
Organism: Oikopleura dioica
Lineage: Eukaryota; Metazoa; Chordata; Appendicularia; Copelata; Oikopleuridae
Source: the annotation of a GenBank genome assembly